Chelonoidis abingdonii (Abingdon island giant tortoise) is the source of this 2943-nucleotide messenger RNA. The record is from RefSeq and is a predicted model, not a curated record. NCBI's taxonomy places the organism in Eukaryota, Metazoa, Chordata, Testudines, Testudinidae.
GUGAGUGAGUGUUAUGUGCCUUUCGAAGUGCUGGGAGCUUGAUGGGAAUGUUUGAUUAGCUCCACUCAGAAAAAGAAAAGGUGCCCAGGCCUCCUUCUCCUGCCUGUUUCUGAUUCUUUAGACUAACGUUGACUGAAGUUUGUGGUGCAGAAAAACUUGGAAAAAAUACCACAUUCAUACUGUGAGGAGACAGGGAAUACACCUCAGGCAAGUGCACUUUACUGAACCUGCUGAUUUUGUUGUUCUUGACAUGAAGGCGUCAAUCAUUGCAACCUUCUUUGCUUUGUUUCUGACUUGUACAUAUGCAACUAAAGAAGCCACAAAGAAGAACAAAAAGGCUAAACUAUAUGUACCUGAGAUAGACUGCGAUAUCAAAGCAGGGAAGAUAAUCAAUCCAGAAUUCAUUGCAAAAUGUCCACCAGGAUGUCAAGACAUAAAAUACCGUGUUUAUGGCACCGACAUUUACGCUUCUUUUUCCACUGUGUGCAGUGCUGCUAUUCACAGUGGUGCAAUUGACAACUCAGGAGGGAAAAUCCUUGUUCAGAAAGUUGCUGGACAAUCUGGUUACAGAGGGAGCUUCUCCAAUGGAAUCCGAUCCUUGUCCCUACCACGCUGGAGGGAGUCCUUCAUUGUUUCAGAAGGCAAACCAAAGAAAGGUGUGACAUACCCAUCAACUCUUGAAUAUUCUUCCUCAAAAAGCUCACCUGUUAAAACAGAAUCUAAAAAGUCAGCACAAGAUAUAAAGGCUACCAGGAAUACAGACACCGCUAAUGCAUCAGAAAAAUCACCUGAACAAGCCAAUGCACACCGCAAAGACUAUCAGACGUCUCCGGGACCGGUACCAACUACACAGGUUACCGCCACAACUCUGAAGCCCACCACGACUCCAGAACCCAUCAGCACAACACCAAAGCCAACUACAUCCCCUGCAACAACCAGCACUACAACUGCUAUUACCGCUGCCAAACCUCGAUCUGCAGUGCAUAGGGUCAGGGAUAUAGGUCCUAGCAGUGUCCAUCCAGUUUACUCAGCUGUGGCAGCUGCAGCAUCAAGGCAGGUUCAGGCCGCACAAGGAAGAGGCCAGAAUCAAGCAUCCAGAAGUACUUCACCCUAUGCAAGUAACAGAAAUAUUCCUCGAGCCAAUACAGGUAUUCAACGCCAAGAGCCUGUCGCAGCCUUCCAGAAACCUGCCGGGUCUCCAGUCCAUCUCGCUUUGGAAACUGACUUGUGGAAACCUGGAUCAAGCCUUUUUGACACAGGCUUCAGUUCAAAGGAAGACUUUAAUCUGAAACCUUUGGAGCCAGUUUCCCAGGGAAAUCCAAACUGCAAAGUUGAUUUGUCCUUCUUGAUUGAUGGGAGCUGGAGCAUUGGUAAACGCCGUUUUCAGAUCCAAAAACAAUUCCUCAGUGAUGUGGCUCAUGCUCUUGAUGUUGGCGUAGCUGGUCCUCUCAUGGGCAUUGUUCAGUAUGGCGAUGACCCUUCUACAGAAUUUAAUCUCAAAACUCAUGCAAACCCCAGGGAUGUGAAAAAUGCCAUUGAGAAAAUUCCACAGAAAGGAGGACGUUCUAAUGUUGGGAAGGCACUUUCAUUUGUUAACAAAAACUUCUUUUUGGAUUCCAAUGGAAACCGAGGCGGAGCACCCAAUGUGGCCAUAGUGCUGGUGGAUGGAUGGCCCACCGAUAAAGUAGAGGAGGCCUCCAGACUGGCAAGAGAAUCUGGAAUCAACAUUUUCUUUGUCACCAUUGAAGGAGCUGAUGAAAAUGAAAAACAGAAUGUUAUUGAACCCAAUUUUGUGGACAAGGCUGUAUGCAGAACAAAUGGCUUCUAUUCCAUUAAUGUGCCAAGCUGGUUCAACCUACGCAAGGUAGUCCAGACCUUGGUGAAGCGGGUCUGUGACACUGAUCGACUGGCUUGCAGCAAGACGUGUCUAAAUUCAGCUGACAUUGCCUUUGUAAUUGAUGGUUCCAGCAGCGUUGGCACUGGCAAUUUCCGCACUGUCCUCCAAUUUGUAGCCAACAUAAGCAAAGAAUUUGAGAUUUCAGACACUGACACCCGUAUUGGAGCUGUGCAGUACACCUAUGAGCAGAGGCUGGAGUUUGGAUUUGACAAACACAGCACUAAGCAAGAUGUUCUGAAUGCUAUUAAGCUAAUCAACUACUGGAGUGGAGGGACCAGCACUGGAGCAGCCAUCAACUAUGCCUCUGAACAGCUCUUCAGCAAAUCCAAACCCAACAAGAGGAAGAUAAUGAUUCUCAUUACAGAUGGCAGGUCUUAUGAUGAUGUCCGAGUGCCAGCCACGACAGCUCAUCAAAAUGGGGUCAUAGCUUAUUCUGUUGGAAUUGCAUGGGCGGCCCAGGAUGAACUGGAAUCCAUUGCAACAGACCCGGAUAAAGAGCAUUCCUUCUUCGUGGAUGAAUUUGACUAUCUCUACAAAUUUGUUCCUAGGAUCAUCCAGAACAUUUGUACAGAGUUUAAUUCACAACCCCGGAACUGAUGAAAGUAGACAAAGCAUUAUACUAACGCUGGGUCACUGGGUAUCAUGCAGAAAAUACACAAAAUGCUAUACAAGUAAUGCCAGCUAUGAGUCCAAGAAAUACUAGAAGAGUUAUCCUCUGGCAUUUUUCAGUUAACAAAGCUGAUUUCAGCUCUAUUCCUUAUGCAUAAGAAAGCUCUGUGUAGACGGGCAUUUUUAUUUUAACUUUUUUGCUGGCUUCAAAACUCUGACUUGGUUGGAUAGACAAAGACAGUUACAACCCUUGAAAAGAUAAAUCAAGUGACUCAGCUUUGUAGACUGAAAAUUUGUUUCCAGAAGAGAGGUUGGAAAAGGUUUUUCAAUGUAGAUCCCAGGGACAUUUUCAUUUGGCCUUUGUAUAUUGCAGAAGCUCUCUUUAAAGACAUUUUCUAUCAUAGUGCUUCUCAAACUGUGGUCUAUGGACCACAGAA